Magallana angulata is the source of this 15855-nucleotide messenger RNA. RefSeq names its product protocadherin Fat 1-like. Gene Ontology annotation, biological process: homophilic cell-cell adhesion. The transcript has 36 exons. The record is from RefSeq and is a predicted model, not a curated record. Gene Ontology annotation, molecular function: calcium ion binding. Bases 385 to 14466 code for a protein of 4693 amino acids. NCBI's taxonomy places the organism in Eukaryota, Metazoa, Mollusca, Bivalvia, Ostreida, Ostreidae. Gene Ontology annotation, cellular component: plasma membrane.
GGUUAGAUCAGUGCAUUACGUCUUGUUGUUUUGGGUCUUCACAGAAUUCAAUGAAACCAACGGUCUGUUAUGUAAAUUAAUUUGUCUUUUUUCAUCACGGCUCAGAGCAUUUUUCAAAUGAACAGGUCUUUCAUUCUUCACUUCUUGGGAUGCGGCUAUUUCACCUGGACAAAAAAAGUCGAAAACACAUCUGAUAAGAGAUUGGUCUUGUGUUGAAGAGUGUGUUCUGUCAGGGCUGGGAACAGUAGAUCUGUAAAUCGCAGAGAUUGAUCAGACCGGGCAGGUUUUGAUGAGGUGUUAAAGUGGGGAUUAAUGACAUUUCACUUUUUCUGAAUGGAUUUACAGGUGAAUUGGACUUAAAAAGAGAUGUGAAGACUAAACAGCAUGGGUAGUAUUGCCCUAGACUGGUGGAACCGGAGAAAAUGGCUACAGAUGUGGGUGCUGCUCUUGGUCCUCCAUGUACCCUUUGCGAAAGGUCAAGUGAUGUCACAGGACCAGUUCCACUUUACAUCGCAGCUCUACAAUGCCACCAUUCCAGAGAGGGCACCGAGCCGAAGUUACAUUACGGCUUCACAGAAGAUGGGCUUGUAUAUUACAGACCCAACAGUAGACGUGAGCUACAGAAUCACUGAGGGAGACAGUUCAAAUAUUUUUAAGGUGGAACAUAAGAGAGUGGGAGAUUUUGUAUUCCUAAGGAUUCGAACUCAAACCAGCAGCUAUGGAAGCUUAAAUCGUGAAUAUAUUAGUAAAUAUUAUUUAAAAGUGAACGCCAUCGGGCAGGUAACUCAGAAGGAUGUGUUAACCGCGUACACAAAUGUGAUAAUUCAGGUGCAGGAUAAAAAUGAUCUCAGUCCGUUGUUUGAUAAGGAGAAUUAUAAUGUGACAGUUUCAGAGGAAACAGGGUUACAUUCCACCAUUUUGACUGUGUCUGCGUCUGAUGGUGACGAGGGGAUUAAUGCAGAAGUCUACUACAGUCUUGUGUCAAAAACGAACUUCUUCGCUAUUCAUCCAUCAUCGGGAGCGGUGACUGUUACAAGACCAUUAAACUUCUACGAAAAACCAGUUCACCAUCUGGUUGUGACUGCCCAAGACAGGGGACCCAAAUCAAUAUAUAGUGCUGUCAUGCAAAGAAAUGCUAACAUAACUAUACAUGUAAUUCAAGCAAAUUUUAAUGCACCAGAAAUAGUUGUUGAAAGCUUUCCUAACAUUAAGAAUACAGGAAGUUCGGGAGUUGUUUAUGCAGUGUUAACUGUAAGUGAUGCAGACUACGGUAAAAAUGGUGAAAUCAAAGAAGUUUCAAUCUUCAGUGAUCCAAGUGGUCUUUUUAAAGUGCUUCCAUCAAAAGACACUCAAGGUGAAUACCAUCUUUUAUACACAAACUCUGAGCGACAGAGCUCCAUUUUUAAUAAUUUUUACAUAACCAUACAAGCCUCAGAUUCUGGAAAUCCCCCAAAAGUGACCCGUAAAAAAAUCCAUGUCCACAUAGAGGACAUUGAUGACUUUGGUGCUCUAUUUGUUGCUGACCAUUACCAGACCUCCGUGCCGGAGGACCUCCCCGUGGGGGCCUCUGUGUACUACCUACACCCUGGUGUGACCAAUCAAAGGGGAGAAACACCACCGCUCACGUACAGCAUCAUUUCUGGAAAUGACAAGAACUUGUUUAUGAUCAGAGAAGAAACAGGCUUAAUUCGGACUGCCUCGCUAUUAGAUGCUGAGAUUGAUUCAUCCAUAGAACUAGUCAUCGGUGCCUAUAAUCCAAAAUCCAUGGGAUCUCCUCACCACGGAUCUGCAACUGUCACCAUUUCUAUCUUAGACACAAAUGAUAAUGCACCAGUUUUUAAGAUCAAUGAGACUAAUGUAAUCUUUGAUGAAAAUACCCCUGCAGGAACUAUAAUCUACAAAGUGGUCGCUACAGAUGCUGAUCAAGGCAUGAAUGCCAGAAUCAGUUAUUCCAUAACUAACCAAGAAACCUUGCCUUUUGAAAUUGAUCACUUCACUGGUGACAUCAAACUUAAACAAAGCCUUGACUAUGAGACCAUGAGGAGGGACUUUAAGACUGUUGUCAGGGCAACAGACUGGGGCAGUCCCUUCAGCAGGGAGUCAGAAAUCCACCUUUAUUUUCACCUACAGAACAUAAAUGACAACAGUCCAUUAUUUGAGAAGGUGAAUUGUUCUGGGUACCUGUCCAGAGAAGCCCCUCUGGGUACUGAUAUUGUCACCACCCCAGCUGUUGAUUUUGAUUACAGUGAUCUCACAUAUUAUAUUAAGUCCGGGAAUGAAGAUGGCUGCUUUGAAGUCGACGCAAGCUCAGGAAGGUUAAUGCUGAACUGUAGCUUGGAGGCCCACACCCUGGACGAACGUCAGAUAACCAUUGUCGUCAGCGACGGAAAAUUUGACUCUGAUCCAGUUUUUGUUAGCCUGACAUUGGUGAACAAUAAGAAAAAUAUGCAGUUAUCAAAUAAAGAUGCCAAUGUUCAAUGCAAGACAACAGAUGCUCAAGAAAGACUGCUAAAGAUAUUACAGAUGUCCAGUCACAAUAAUAAUGAUGGUCCAACCUCUGGCCCUAUUUUAGCAGCUACAGUAACUUCCAAUGAACAUGCACCCCAAUUCAAUUCCACUCUCUCUAAAAUGCUUGAAAUCUCUGAAAAUGCAGCUGUAGGUACUAGCAUAUUAAAAGUAGGAGCUACAGAUGCUGACACUGGCUACAAUGGCUUGGUUCAGUUUUCAAUCAUUGGUGGCAACCCACUUGAUCAGUUUGAGAUGAAUCCAAUGUCAGGUGACCUCAUAGUUAUUUCUAAUCUUGACAGAGAGCACAUCCCAAAGUAUGACCUUGCAAUUCAAAUAUCGGACAUGGCAGAGCCAUCUUUGAGAAAGUCAGCUGUUGCAAACAUCACAGUCAGUUUGAAAGAUGAAAAUGACAAUGCGCCAAAGUUUGAGAAAGACCACUAUGAGGCAUCAGUGUUUGAGAGUAUUCUUGCAAAUGCAACAGUUGUCCAAGUCAUUGCCACAGAUCUAGAUAUAGGGAAAAACGGAGAAGUAGUCUAUUCUUUGGCAAAGGAUGAAGAUAAAUUUUGUGUUGAUUCAAAGAGUGGAAUUAUUUCUGUCAAGAAAUCUUUGGAUAGAGAAGUGCAAAGUGUGUACUAUUUACCGGUUAGAGCUAGUGAUCUUGGAGACAAACCGCUGUCCUCUACCGCUACAGUCAAAGUGAUUCUAAUUGAUGUCAAUGAUAAUGUGCCUAAGUUUGUUCCUGAGAACUAUGACAUCAAAAUUCAAGAGGACAUACCAGUUGGCACUGUGAUAACCACCAUCAAGGCAGAGGACAGGGAUGAAGGAGAAAAUGGACGACUGACGUACAAACUCAUCUAUGGUGUGGAGGAUAUGUUUGAGAUAGACGGGGACACGGGCGUCAUUCGCCUCAUCAAGCCUCUCGACUUCGAAACCAAGCAAGUGUACAACAUCAGUGCCCAUGCUGAGGAUGGAGGAAACCCUUCGAUGGUGUCAGCUUGUUUCAUCAACAUUGAGGUUGUGGAUGUCAAUGAAAAUUAUGAACCUCCAGUGUUUGAUGACAUUGUUGGGUACGGGAGAGUGAAGGAGAAUAUUCCCGUUGGUUCUCAAGUGAUGAUCAUCACAGCUCGCGAUCCGGAUGCAGAUCCUGCUGAAGUCUCCAUGGCAACUCCUGUGACCUACUCCAUUAGGGAAGGGAGUGGGUUAGGAUAUUUCAGCAUUGACAAUGAAGGCAUCAUACGGACAACUCGAGUGUUGGACUGCGAGAGUGCCUCCCAUUACUGGCUCACGAUCUAUGCCACGGACCGUGGACUGGUCCCCCUACAUGCUCGCCAUGAAGUCUACAUCAAAGUCACAGACGUCAAUGACAAUAUUCCUCAGAUGCGGCAGCCAGUCUACAUUAUGAACGUCACGGAGAACUCAGGGGAGGGAACUGUGGUGGGACAGGUUCAGGCCUACGAUGAUGACGUCACCACCCAGCAGGAACUGACUUACAGUAUAGCAGAGAUGGAUUCCUGGUCAUUCUUCACGAUAAACAAAUUCACAGGAGUGAUCACCACCACAAGAAAAAAGCUAGACAGAGAGAGGGAAGACAGACAUACAGUCCAGGUUGUGGUGACAGAUUCUGGGUAUCCUUCAUUAUCGUCCACUGCGCAUGUAGUUGUGGAAAACUUGGACGUAAAUGACAAGAAGCCAGAGUUUCUGGAAAAGUCCUACAGAAGCAGAGUAAUGGCCGUCACAGAGGACAAAGGGAAGACGCCAUUACUGAGGGUUACAGCAAGGGACGAAGACAUUGGUCAGAAUGCUCAGAUCACCUACAAACUAAAGGGCAAGAAACAGACAUUUGGUAUAGAUGCAGAUACUGGAAUGAUUUACGCCAAGGGACUGUUAAGUGUUGGGUCUUAUGCCUUAAAGGUUCAGGCUUCUGACAAUGGUAAGGAGAGGAAGAAAUCCACAGCCAGAGUGAGGCUGGAGGUACUUCCUGUCCCGACCUCAUCGGAGAACCCCCCACAGUUCCCAGUCGCCUUCUACCAGGUCCAGCUAAUGGAGAACUGUAAGAUUGGCGAGGUGCUGGAUGUGUACCAAGCAGAGGACGCUGAUGGAGACAAGCUCUGGUACUCACUGGCAGAUGGAGACCCAGAAAACCAGUUUAAUAUUAAUCCAGAGUAUGGAAGCAUACUGACAUCAAAGAGGCUAGACCGUGAAAAAAGGGACCAUUACAAUUUAACCGUCAUGGCAACCGAUGGCAUUCAUCAAACUUCUGUCAAGGUUUAUGUGACUGUCUUGGACAUCAAUGAUAACACACCAGAGUUUACACAAUCCGAGUACAAGGCAGACAUUUCAGAGUCGGCUGCCAUUGGAAGUAGCGUCCUCACGAUCUCCGCCGUGGACAUUGAUCUCAACAGCCGAGUCUUCUACAAAAUCUCAGGGGCCGCUAACGCCAUCACCAUGGACCUCUUUGAAAUCGACAGUGAAACUGGUGUGAUCAGUGUGAAGGGGGCGCUGGACAGAGAAGUGAUGACUCAGCACAAAAUGACCAUCAUGGUCAGGGACCAGGGCUUCCCCUCCAACAGGAACUUCACCCGGGUUAUGGUGAAUGUCCAGGACGAGAACGACCACCCCCCACAGUUCGUGUCGGAUGUGACGGAGGCCAGCGUGUUUGAAACGUCCGCCAUCGGGACAUCUGUAGUGCAGCUGAUGGCCAUCGACCAAGACAAAGGCAGCAACGCAGAAAUCUCCUACUCCGUCGUUUCGGGUAACAUAGACAUGGCUUUCGCUUUGGACAGUACCCUGGGUAUAAUAUCAGUGGCAAAGAAUCUGAACAAAAGAGAGAGAAGUGACUACAGUAUUGUAGUUAAGGCUGCUGACAAAGGCACCCCAGCCCUCAGUAGCACCGCCACCAUCAACAUCCACAUCACCAUGUCCAACGAUGCCCCGCCCAAGUUCAGCCAGCAGAAGUAUGUGACAGACGUAAUGGAGAGCCUUUCCCUGGGAAGCCCUGUUGUAACGGUCAAGGCAGACAGCCAGUCCUCUGUUAACUAUGAAAUCAUCAAGGGAAAUGACAAUGCCACAUUUUCUGUGAAUCCCAACUCUGGAGUGGUGUACCUUAAGGGUAGGAUGGACUACGAGACACUGGACCUGUACAAGCUGACUGUCCUUGCCACUAACAAUGUGGGUAAAUUUGACAUGACUUCUGUCUGGAUUCAUGUGCUGGACGCCAAUGACAAUGAACCUUACUUCACAAAGACAUUUUACACUGGAAGCUUGAGUGAGAAUUCUCUUCCAGAGAGUCUUGUUCUGGGUAUAGAUGGAAAACCUCUAGUUAUAACUGCCAGGGAUGAUGACACCAAUGAAAAUGCUCAAUUAGUCUUUGAAAUUGUUGAUGAAGAAGCCAAAGAAUUCUUCACAAUCUCCAAAGGAACUGGUGCUCUCAAAUCCAAAGUUUCCAUAGAUAGAGAGAAAUUCAGUAGAUUUGAGUUUUUGGUUCAUGUUACAGAUUCCGGAAAUCCUCAACUGCAUGCUCUGGAACCAGCUCGAGUGGUAAUAAACAUAACUGAUGUCAAUGACAACAGCCCAACGUUCUCGCUCCCAGAAUUCCAAGCUGACAUCCUUCUGCCAACAGCGUUUGAUGUGGAGGUCAUUACCAUGACAGCCACAGAUACAGAUCUCGGUGGCAAUGCAAAGAUUGUCUACACCAUUAAAGAUGGCAAUAAAGAUGGAAAAUUCAAGAUUGACAGGAAUACUGGAACCAUAUAUGUUGUUGAUGACUCUAACAUGCUCAGUAAAUACCAAUUAACCAUUGAAGCCUCUGAUGGAAAGUUUGAAUCCACCACAUCUUUAGUCCUGACAGUUACCCAAGCGUCUGAUGAUUUCAAUUUCUUAUUGCAUCAUGAUGAAUACAAUUUGUUCAUACAUGAAAAUGUGGCUGUUCCCCAGUCUCUUACUGUAUUACAAGUAAAUAGGGCUUUAAAUCAGCCCAUUGUUUUUUCCUUGCUGAACGGCAAGGGUAUGUUUGACGUAGUGAAAACGUCGGGUGUCUUGCAGACAACAGGAAAACCAUUUGAUAGAGAGGAGAGGGACCACUACAAGGUCAUUGCUUUGGUGGAGGACCUGAGUGGAAAACAGAAGCCUCUUCACAUCCUGAUCCACAUCAGUAUUCUGGAUGACAAUGACAAUGCUCCUCUUUUUGUUAAUCAGCCCUAUGAUACUGUAGUCUCUACAGACACCAAACAGGGGUCUAUUGUAACUCAGGUGACUGCCAUAGACAGGGAUGCAGAUUUGAAUGGAAAUGUAACAUACACUCUGGAGAAACAAGAUGGGGACAAGUUUGAAGUGGAUGCAGGAACUGGUCAUGUCAGGCUAAUAACUGCCCUUUCUGUUCAGGAUGUGGACCAGUUGUAUUCACUGCAAAUCCAAGCUACUGAUAAAGGUCACCCCUCGCAGUCAUCGGAGGUAACGCUCCAGAUCCGCGUUGUCAGCAACAGUCAUCCAAUUUUCGACAAAUACUACUACUCUGUGGACGUUAAGGAGAGUUCCCCGGCAGGGACGGCCAUUAUGAGCCUCAAAGCCAUCAGUCCUAACAACCAGAAACUCAUCUACUCCAUCACAGAUGGAGAUCCUUAUAAAGAAUUCACUGUUGACUUCAAUAUUGGCAUUGAGCAUCAGGGUCCAUGUAUAAUUUCUUUGACCACUCCUCUGGACUAUGAGUCAACCAAAGUCUACAGUCUGACUGUCAGAGCCACAGAUGUGUUGUCAGGGUCGUACGGGGAAACCAAACUCCAAGUCAAUGUGCUGGAUGUCAAUGAUAAAAGUCCGUCCUUUACACACUACAAGUACACCAAGAUUAUCUCGGAGGCAGCACCUGUUGGGACCUCGGUACUCAAGGUCACAGCGACUGAUGCAGACUCAGGAAUUAACGCGGAGAUUCAGUACGACCUGUCUCCACUGGACAACUCCAGAUCCAUUAACAUCUUCCAGAUCAACCCCAUCACUGGAGUUCUCCGAACAGCAAGGUUACUGGACUUUGAGGACACUCAGGAGUACCUGUUCCACGUGGUGGCCACUGAUGGGGGUCUGCCUUCCCUCAACAUGAGCGUGCCCGUCCACAUCAUUGUCAGUGAUCUCAACGACAACCCCCCUUACUUUGACCAACCUACUUACUCAGGAGUCGUAACAAACCCAACACCUGGCUUGAUGGUGAUCAAAGUGACAGCAUCCGACCUAGACAAAUGCAGUCAAGAAAACCUGGAGUAUUCCAUUGUUGGUGGGAACGGUGACCAAGUAUUCCGGAUCGAUGCCAAAUCCGGACUGAUCUCCAUCUCCCCCAGGAGACAUUCCAUCCUGUACCCAGCAUACAUGCUGAAUGUGUCAGUCUCUGAUGGAGUGUUCACAAGCUUCACGACCGUGUCAAUUUCUUUCGAGGAGAGCAACCUCCACAGCCCAGUCUUCAGCAAGGUUCUCUAUCAGGCCAAUUUGAUGGAGAACGUGGGGCGAGGGAUACCCAUCACCACAGUCAAGGCACAAGACGGGGACCGGGGAUACUUUGGAAUGAUUUCCUACUCUGUACUAUCGCACGAGAUGAGACAGUUCUUCAAUAUUGAUGCAGACACUGGUGAGAUAUUUGCUGAGCGGUUGUUUGAUAGAGAGGAGCAGUCCUCUUACUCUGUCACAGUGGCCGCCACUGAUAAUGGUGGACGCAUGGGAUUCACCACUGUGGUCGUCAACAUUACAGGUGUGAACGAUGUGGCUCCAGAGUUCCUCCACACAGAAUACAAAGUCUCUGUCCCAAUGAAUGCUGGGAAGGGUCGGCCCCUUAUCCAGGUCCAGGCCAGAGACUCUGACCUUGGGGAGGCUGGUAGAGUGACCUACAAUAUAUAUGAUGCCUCCCUGAUCAUAUCAGCUACUCUCUUCACCAUUGACCCAACCUCUGGAAUCGUCAGCGUGAAAGCUGAUCUGAGUGAAAAAGUUGGUAGUGUAUACCAGUUCUUUGUGGAGGCUGUGGAUCAUGGAAGUCCCCAGCUGAAGAGCAAUGCCCCAAUAGAGAUCUACAUCUCCAAUGACAACCAGCUGCCUCCUCUGACCAAACCAGAACACACCUUCAUGAUAACUGAGGACAAGAGAGUGGGAGACAUUGUUGGCAGAGUGGUCAAGGUGACUGAGAGCCUGGUAGAUUUCAGCAUUGUGUCGGGGUUUACCAAGGAUAGGAAUAGCCCAGAAACAGUCUCCAUUAACCAGGAGGGAGAAAUCUUCCUGUUAGAUUUAUGGAGGAUUCAGAAGUUGCCCCAGUACAAGUUUACUGUUGUUAUUUCUCUGAGAGAAAAUCCACAGGUAGUGGCUCACUCCCAGAUAAAUAUUCUGGUACAAAAUAUCAAAUCUGCUUUGCCACAUUUUGAGACCAGUUUAUAUGCUAUAUCUGUGGCUGAGAACCAAGAAAAGGGAACCAGUGUAGUUCAGUGCAGACUGCUGAGUGAGGGAAAGUUCAUCACCAAUGCCCAGUACAAAUUUGACCAUCAGACAAUUGUGAAGUACGAGCAUCUAUUUGAAAUCAACAAGUACACUGGUUGGAUUACCUUGGUGUCUGAACUAGACAGGGAAAAGCAGGAUGUGUAUAACCUGACAGUGCAGGCUGAGCAGAAGUUUGGUAUGUCCACUCAGGUAGUCAGUAACAGUACUGUGACAGUUACGGUGACGGACUGUAACGACAACCCCCCAGUCUUCAGUCAGUCCCAGUAUCAGACAGCGGUCAACGAGGACGCUUUGUCAGGAACCGUGUUCCUGGCUCUCAAGACAACUGACGCCGAUGCCAAAAGUAAUGUGGAUUACUUCAUCGCUGAUGGGGACCCCAUGGGAAGGUUUAAGAUCCAUAAGAAUGGGGACAUCUACGUGACCAAGCCGUUAGACAGGGAGAUGGUCCCUAACUAUGUCCUGACCGUGGCUGCUUCAGACGGAUCCCUCGUCUCCACUGCCAAGGUUAACGUGGAGAUCCUGGAUGCCAACGACAACGCUCCAGUCUGUGAUCAGCCGAUCCAUCAGCACGUCUUGUCUGAGGACAUCGGGACAACCACCAUUAUUACGCGGGUCAAGGCCACUGAUGUGGACAGCAUGUACACGUCUAACGAGAAAAUCCACUACAUCAUCAAAGGGGAGGAGAACAAUAAACUCUUCACCAUCAACAGAGAGAAAGGAAUCUUGACCCCUAAGGUAGAGCUGGACAGGGAGACCCAGUCCCAUCACCAUGUGGUGGUCAGUGCUGUGGACGGGGGCGGCCUGUCCUGUGAUGUAGACAUCUACAUCGAGCUGUCAGAUGUCAAUGACAACGCUCCUGAGUUUGUGGACCUCCCCGAGAAGUUUGGUCUGCUGGAGUCGGCCACAGUCAACACCCUGAUGCUCAGGAUCACUGCAGAAGACCGCGACCUGGGUAUUAACAGACAGGUGAGAUACGGAAUGACAGGUGAUGAGACCUUCUCCAUCGAUCAAGACUCAGGCAUUAUCAAACUGAUGAAACCUGUUGACAGAGAAGAAAUUCCCCAGUACAUACUCAAUGUCUAUGCCUAUGAUCAGGGAAUCCCGAGUUUAACCUCCACUGCCACCCUAACCAUUGAGAUCCUGGAUGAGAAUGACAACCCACCAGAAUUUGUGCUGUCCCAGUAUGCAGCAGCUGUGCCUGAGAAUGCCACAGUGGGUACAGAGGUUGUCAAGGUGCUGGCCACCAGCCGAGACAUCGGGCUCAACGCUAAAAUGGCCUACAGCAUCACAGCCGGAAACAAGAACAUGAAGUUUGUUAUUGAUGAAAGUGAAGGUGUUAUUCGAGUUGCAAAUGACCUUGACAGAGAAGUAACCUCUGUGUACUUUCUGACUGUCAUGGCGACAGAUUUGAGCGACUCACCCCUCAGUAGUUCUACUUAUGUCAGAAUCAACAUCACUGAUGUCAAUGACAACAAGCCAUUCUUCUCUCAGGCCUCCUACAGAACCAGUCUCCUAGAGGAUACACCAGUUGGACAACUCGUGUAUCAGGUGAAUGCCAAUGAUACUGAUGAGGGACAGAAUGCCUUGCUGACUUUCUCCAUCAUUGAGGGGGACAGUCUUCACAGCUUUGAGAUACACCCUGUUACAGGGGAGAUUUCCAUUCGAACACCCCUGGACAGAGAAAUGAUUGACAAAUACAAGUUGGUGGUGGAGAUCCGGGAUUCUGGAUUGCCUCCCUUGAGUAGUACAGCUGUUGUCACUGUGGACAUUGAAGAUGUCAAUGAUUGUCCUCCCCUGUUCUCCGAGUCCAGCUACAACGCCACAGUCCAGAGACCACCAACAGGAAUUGAGGACCAGUAUGUUGGAUACAAAAUCUUACACUACAUAGUAACUGACAAUGACCUUGACCCUAAUGGUCCACCUUUCACCUUUGACAUUGUCAGUGGAAACGAAGGUCAAGAGUUCCGUAUUGAGCCCACAGGAAUCCUGAGUACCGCUGGCAAAUUCAAUAGGGACAUCCUUGAUCUGUAUACCUUAACAGUGCGAGUGUUUGACAAUGGCACCCCAAAUCUCUACUCCGAUAUAGUCACUACUAUACACGUCAUAGAGGAAGGAAUGAACCCACCAGAGGUGAAGGAUCUAGAUAUUAGCAUCAGCUCGUACGAUGACAACUUUCCUGGUGGAGUUAUUGGUCAAGUAGAUGCCACAGAUAAAGAUCUGUUUGAUUCACUCAGUUAUCAAGUGGUGUCCCCUAACCGCCACUUGUUUGAUGUGGGUAUAAACGACGGAAGGAUCAUUGCCUAUCCUGGCCUGGACUCGGGGAGCUACAUUGUCAAUGUCAGUGUCUCAGACAAAAAGAACACUGCUUAUGGAAUUGUCAAGGUGGAUGUCCUGCUGAUCUCCACAGCAAUGCUGGACUCCUCAGUGACAAUGCAGAUACAGAAUCUGUCUCCCAAGGAUUUCCUGGUCAACUAUCAGAGAGAGUUCCAGAAAGCUGUCAAGAAAGCUCUCAACGUGCGAGCCAAUGAUGUCCAGAUCAUUAAUGUGCAAGCAUCAAGUAACCUCGGUGGCGCGCCCCGACUGAAGCGGAGCACAGAUAAGAACGAUCUGGAUGUGCUGUUUGCUGUCAAGCGGUCGGCCAGUGGAGCAUAUUUCAGAAGGCGUAAGCUUGAGCGCAAACUGAGACAGAACUUAAAUGACAUAGAGUCUGAACUUAAUGUACGCAUUAUCAAGGUGUUUGGAGAUGUCUGCCCACAGGAGUCUUGUAGGGAUGGGCAGUGCAUAGGGGUCAUCAACUUCAACAAAAGCCUGGCUACUUUAACGGUGGAUGGAAAAAGCUUUGUCACUGCUAAGCAUUCCUACUCCUUCAAAUGCCUCUGUUCAAAUGGAAUUGAAGAUGUGUUUUGUCCAGAAGUCCAUGACAGCUGCUUGACCAAGAUUUGUCCUCCCCACCAGGUGUGUCGACACGAGCCCUACCAGACCCCCAGCUGUGUCUGCCCCGAGGGCCGGGCCGGUCAGUUCUGUGAGAGUGAGGACAGGUGUACUGAUGCCUCAUGUCUCAAUGGUAUCAAACCAAUGACCUUCUCUGGGAACAGUUUUGCCAAGUGGACUCUGAUGGACGAGUUUACAAUAGAGAAGAGACUGAGCCUCUCUAUGAGAAUCAAAACACACCGCUCCACAGCUUCCCUGAUGUUUGCCACAGGAGAUGUGGAUUACAGCAUCUUAGAGAUUUACAAUGGAAUGAUACAGUACAAAUUCAACUAUGGAAGUGGAGCUGGCUUGGUCAUGAUUCCCAUUCAUGUGGAUGAUGGAAAGUGGCACACGAUCAAUGUGGAGAGGAAUGAUAAGCAUGCGGAGCUGACCUUGGACAACAAGUACACCAACAUGGCCAUUGCUCCGGGCAAGAGUAGGGUCUUAAACCUGCUGAACAAUGAUGUCUACUUCGGAGCAGACGUUGUCAUUGGUUACAAUGGCCACCCAGAUGUCAGGAGAGGGUUUGAUGGCUGCAUGGAGGAGAUCAAACUGUUUAGCAUUGUAUUGCCGCUCAAAGGACGGAACGCUGUGGUCAAAUCCCAGGAAUUUCAGGAGGUGGAGUUCCAUUGUAAAAACACACUGUCUCCACCAAUGGGAUCAAACAUCUGCAGUAUUGUGACCUGCUCUAAUGGAGGAGUCUGUAAACCCUACUCACAGUAUAUGGGUUAUGAGCAGUACACCUGUGAAUGUCCCGAGAGAUUCGAGGGAAAUCAGUGUGAAAUCGACCUAGAUCCAUGUGCCAAUAACCCUUGUGGUGGAAAUGGAGAGUGUCUUAAUAUUGAGAACGUGCCCAAUGAGUUCCGCUGUAGGUGCAAGGACAACUACCAGGGACAGUUCUGUCGCUACGGCAAGUUCUGUCACUCCUCUCCCUGUAAGAAUGGGGGGAGCUGCAUUGAGGGGCCAUCCAGCUUUAUAUGUCACUGCCCACCAGGAUUUACAGGUCUUGAAUGUGAGAAGGUCUGGUCAGAAAUUCCCGGAACCAAGUUUGUAGAGUCAAACAUUGAGUCUAACGAGUCUGGAAUAACAAAUACAACUCUCUACAUUAUUGUUGGAGUGACAAGUGGCCUGAUUUUUCUGGCGAUUGUGUUUGUGAGUAUACAGUGCUACAGGAGGCGUUCCAGCAGAACAGGGCGUAAUGUCACCCUGGGAAUCGCUUUCGACGACGAAAGAGACGUGAUGUUGAAGAGUCGUAAGGACAAUUGUAAAGUCAGCGACUUCGAUGUCAGCAAGUUCAACAAUGUUCCCCCCAGUCCCCAGCCUCCUCCUGUACCUAAUCGACCCGCCUCCUACACGCCCAGUAAUCAUGACUCGCUGAAUACCCUCAACAAUCUGGACAACUUCCAUAACUACGGAUCGGCCGCUGACGACCUGGAGAACUGUCACAACAUUCCGUACCUCACCCAGGAGUUCCUGUCCUUCCACGGUCCCCCACCCCGCAGUAACGCCAGUGUGGCCCCCUCUUUACCCCCACCCCCUCCCUCCAACCCCCCAUCAGACACUGACUCUAUUCAAAAGGCAACAUGGGAAGGAGAUUGCCCAAACAUGCUGGAGAAUUUAGAAGAAAAAAAACACCCAGAGAAAUUCCCACGUUUGAACAGGCCCAUGAUGCUGUGUGCAGAUACUACCUCAUUUAGCAGUCUACCUGUCUCAGAAUCAGAGGAUGAGCCAGCUGCUAGGUGCAGAAAGAAAGGAAAAGAUUACCACUGGGAUGCCUCCGAUUGGGCCCCAAGGCCGUCCCUCCCAAACAUCAGCGAGGUUCCCAUCCGUGAAAUCCAGGACUCCCCAAGCUCCAGUCCCCAUAGCAACGAGUCCAACACCCACAUAGGAUUUUCUGGCUGUCAGAUUAACGACUCGGCUCUGUACACUGACCCUGAACUGUUGGAGUCUGAGUAUGUAGGGGACUCAGAGUUUGCAGACAAUGAGUAUGACAAUGAGGAAUGUUACAUGAGUCCUCCAAACUAUCGACAGGUGCUUGGACUUCCUCAGACCCCCGAGGAAGAGGAGGAGAGCUAUGAACUCCCUCAACAUCAGAUCAACACACACCCCAACCAGUACCUGCCAAAUCAUAGCUUUACCCAGUCACAUGACCAAAUGUCAGGUGAUAGAGACUCGCGCUGUGAAUGGCCAGAACCACCAUCAUGUGACGAAAAUGAGUUUUAUACCUCUGACAAUGAUGAGGAAGUUGUGUCAUACGGCUUUCCAAACACUAAAAAGUUAGUCCCCGGAUUUGUAUCUGAUGGGGGCAUAACAGACAGUGAAUAUAACGUCAGGAACUCUGUCAUAGACAGAAUGAGCAUGUCCCUAGGAGGAUAUGCAUCUACAAAUGCUUCCAUGUCUGAAAUAUCAGGCUUGUGUGAAAUCGAAGAUAGUGAAGUGAACCUCAGUGAAGAAGAGAGCUGCAAUGACAAUAUAGAUGAGAACACGCCUCUCAACAAUAUUCUAGAGAGAAAUACAAAUGUUUAAUCCGUGUCGUGUUAGUGACGUAUAUGUGCCAUACAAGUCAUUUUGUUUCUUGUGAUCUUAUCUUCCCUGCCAAGCUUCUGAUGUUGUGAAUGAUUUUCUGCAAUUAUUAUCCAUGACCAUAACAAAAAAUAAGAUUUAACUGCUUUAAAAAAAAAGUACAUGUAGCAUGGUGCUAGUCUGCAUAAGUUUCUUUUAUAGGGAAGAUUUCUGCAUUCGAUUUGACCAGUUUCACUGGUGGAACCACUAGAAUGCAUUUUAAAAUGGCAUAAAAGAAAGAUUGUCAAAAUUUCUUUGAAAUAUUUUUAUGUGCAUCCUUUUUGUUUGCUGAUAAAUAUAUAUGUGAUACAAAUAGAUCUGCCAAACAUCUGUACAAAUUUCUGUCAUUUUAUUUCAUUCUGUUCAACCCCCACCACCAUUGCCCAUUUCACUUCAAGUAUUCACCGUUUUUUUAGCAGUUAAUAUUUUAAUUUGAACAGGUAGUUGAUUUGUGUUAUAUGAAGUACUUCGCAUGCAUUUAAUUUGAAUUUGUGAAGAAACAAAUUAGAUUUUGUUAUUAUUUAUUCUAUGUUAAUUAUACAACUGGUUGUGAUUUUAGCGUAAUUUUCGUCCUUUUAAUGUGUUGUGUGACGUUAUUUGUUAAUAGGAGAUAUAACUAAUUGUUGAUAAUGAAUGUAUGCUCUGUUGCUUCAUUAAGUGAGAGUUUGACAUCACAAUGGUUAGACAGUGACUUCAGGCUAUGAAUGAUUGAGUUGAAUCCAAGUAGUAUUUCAUCAUCUGACACAUUAUCCAUAUAACUACAAGAAUUCUUUUGAUUUAACUCUCAAAAUACAUGUAAAUUAAAGUAUUGCCUUGUAUUUAUAUGAAUGUUCAAAAAUUUGUACGUUACAUUUUCUACAUGUAUAAUUUAAAUAUUGAAAAAGUAAUUCCCUUUCCUUCAAGGAAUGCUCCCCUGAGCAUAAAAUUCUUUUCCAUGACAUGUUAUAAAUAAAUGUAAUUUUAAUUCAAGUUGUGAAUUCUAGGGAGUUAAUUUAUUUGGUGCUACACAGCAGUGCUAGCUGUGACAGCUGACUUCAUUAUAAUUACACAUAAGAUUAUUACAUAGUUUAUCAUUCUAUAGACAUGAAGCACAAAAAAAAAUCACUCAUCUUUUUUACUUCUUUUUUAAAAAUAGAAGAAUGUUCGAUGUGUUCUUAUUCAUUUAAUGUAAUUCAUCCAAGGUUGAUUUUUAGUUGAAUGUUUAUAGCCAGUAAUGAAUUUCAUUGGUCUCACUCGUGUUAUGAGAGUUGGAACAAGUAAUAUAGUGUACUUGUACAAAGUAGAAAUGGCUGCUGUAAUAGUGCAUUGUGAGUCAGUUGUCUUUACAAAUACAAAUAAAACCAUAAAAUAUCA